Porites lobata is the source of this 5729-nucleotide messenger RNA. The record is from the annotation of a GenBank genome assembly. NCBI's taxonomy places the organism in Eukaryota, Metazoa, Cnidaria, Anthozoa, Scleractinia, Poritidae.
ACCCACAAAGUGAGUUUACUUGCUGCUGGUGUACUUGGUCACAGCCUUUGUUCCUUCACUGACAGCGUGUUUGGCCAGUUCACCGGGCAGAAGGAGCCUGAUGGCGGUCUGAAUCUCGCGAGAACUGAUGGUUGAUUUCUUGUUGUAGUGGGCAAGGCGGGAAGCUUCGGUGGCGAUGCGCUCGAAGAUGUCGUUCACAAACGAGUUCAUGAUGCCCAUGGCUUUGCUGGAGAUACCAGUGUCAGGGUGAACUUGCUUCAACACCUUGUAGAUGUAGAUGGCAUAGCUUUCCUUUCUCUUUCCCCUCCUCUUUUUCUUUCCAUCAGAUGGAGCCUUUGCCUUUCCAGCUCUCUUCUCGCCUUUCUUUCCUGCAACUUUGGGUGCCAUGUCUGUCGAUCAGAAUGGAAGUGAAUGCCCUAGGUUAACACAGAUUGUAUUUAUAACAAAAUCACUAGGGGAUCAAUUAACACGUGGAUCGAAAUCCUAAGUUUUAAUUGGUUACUCUAUUUCAAGGUCAAUAUGCUUUCCGCAUACAUCAUCACAUUUCAUUUAACACUUAAAAUUUUUAACGCCUGAUUGGUGCGUUUCGAUCCUAUUCAAAAUUUGCCGCGCGUAUAAAGUCUAAGGUUUUUGGCUUAGGUUUAUUCACUAGUGUAUAUUCGAGCUCAACCCUUCAUUUGAAAACAUGUCUGGUCGCGGUAAAGGAAAGGCAAAGGGCACCAAGUCCAAAAGCCGAUCAUCCCGAGCAGGACUUCAGUUCCCUGUUGGACGUAUCCACCGUCUUCUUCGCAAAGGCAACUACGCUGAGCGUGUUGGCGCUGGUGCUCCAGUCUACUUGGCUGCGGUGCUUGAGUAUUUGAGCGCUGAGAUCCUUGAGUUGGCGGGCAACGCUGCUCGUGACAACAAGAAGACUAGAAUCAUUCCCCGUCACCUUCAGCUUGCUGUCCGCAACGACGAAGAGUUGAACAAACUGCUCGCCGGCGUCACCAUCGCGCAAGGUGGUGUUCUUCCCAACAUCCAGGCUGUUCUUCUGCCCAAGAAGACUGAAAAGAAGGCAAAAGCUUAAACAGUUCUUACCUGAAUUAAAAAACAAACGGCUCUUUUAGGAGCCACCACAUAUUAUAAAAGUCAUGACCAUAAAGAGAACUAUAUAUGAACUCAGUAACGUAGAUACUCUUUUCUUCGAAUAAGUCGAUGAAGCCAGCAAGAAACCCCUAGAUAUGCACCAAUCUUUCAUUCUUUACACUAAAUUCUUACGUUGAAACUGGCCAUCACCGCUUUGUAGUGUCGCGUAUGCAUAAAUUUUAUAAAAGGCGGGUCGAGGCCACAUAUUUAAAACGAGUAGAAAUUGGGCGAACUAUAAGACCAGUGAAAGAUGGCUAGACUAAAAUAAGUUCGAACACUGGUUGUUGAUAAUGUUGGUUUCUGAUGUGUGGUAAGGUUAACGUUGCAGAACACUUAUUUUAACUAAUACUGAGUUUCGGUGAAGUCAACCGUUACGAUCGUAACGAAUGCAAAUCAGUUCAGUUACCGACGCGCACAAUUUAAAUUAUAACGGCGUGCAGUUUGAUUGCUUUUACGCAAGAAAUAAUGAUCCUUAGAAACUCGACAGCCAAAUUACUGCACAAGAAUAAAAGCGAUUAUUUCUGAAAGUUACUUAUAUUCUAAAACUUAACGUACAUUCUUUUGCUGCUGUAAUAUUUCUUGAGUGCCCAAACUAACGAGAGGUAGAGGUUGAUCUUAUGACAAAGAAAACACUUUAUUGGUUAUGACUUUUAGAGAUUUGGUGGCUCCUAAAAGAGCCGUUUGUUUGAGUGGGUAACGCAAAAAUCUAGCCGCCAAAUCCGUACAGAGUACGUCCUUGGCGUUUCAGAGCGUACACCACAUCCAUGGCCGUCACAGUCUUGCGUUUGGCGUGCUCGGUGUAGGUCACAGCAUCACGGAUCACAUUCUCAAGGAAAACUUUGAGAACACCACGAGUCUCUUCGUAGAUCAGGCCAGAGAUUCGCUUGACACCGCCACGGCGAGCAAGACGACGGAUAGCUGGCUUGGUGAUGCCUUGGAUGUUGUCACGAAGAAUCUUUCGGUGACGCUUGGCGCCUCCUUUUCCUAGACCUUUGCCUCCUUUGCCGCGACCAGACAUGUUGAAACUCUUUCUCGGGCAAGAAAUAAUAACUCACAACACGACUUUCCGUCUUUUUAUACCGGAAAGAGUGACCUCACGGAAAACAAGCUAUUGAAGAAAUAAUUUCUUGUUCUUGAUUGGUUAGAACGGACAAAAGAGUCAAAGGGUCAAGCUAAUUGUUACCAUACUAUUGCCUUACUAGACAAGUGCGAACAAAAAAAAUGGCCAUUAUCACUAAAACUCUUGCGAUGUAACUCUCAGACUGAUUUUAUGAUGGCACUUUCUAACAAUUAACAACGACAACUUAGGAAUAAUUGUUUUCCAUAAAUCAAAAGAACCUUAUGUGACUUAUAGGAUCGCUAUGCAAACCUAGAUUAUAGCAAUAUUUUACGAGCAGUCUUGGUUAUCCAAUGAAAUCGCAUAGUUUAUAACCAAUCAGCAAAAAGCGCGCUAAGUAUAAAGUAUCGUGGAAGGAAUAUCACAUACAUUAUUCGUUGACAUUUGAGUUUAUAGCAGAAAUGGCACGUACAAAGCAAACUGCCCGUAAAUCGACUGGUGGAAAAGCUCCACGAAAACAGCUCGCCACAAAGGCAGCUCGUAAGAGCGCGCCUGCCACUGGAGGAGUCAAGAAACCUCAUCGUUACAGGCCUGGUACAGUGGCUCUUCGUGAAAUCCGUCGUUACCAGAAAUCCACCGAGCUGCUAAUCCGCAAGCUGCCCUUCCAGCGUCUUGUGCGAGAAAUCGCUCAAGAUUUUAAGACCGAUCUGCGUUUCCAGAGCUCUGCUGUGAUGGCUCUUCAAGAAGCAAGCGAGGCUUACCUUGUUGGCCUGUUUGAAGACACCAACUUGUGCGCCAUCCACGCCAAGCGCGUCACCAUCAUGCCCAAGGACAUUCAGUUGGCCCGCCGAAUCCGCGGAGAGCGUGCAUAAGUGCAUUGCUAAUAGUUCAAAACAAACGGCUCUUUUAGGAGCCACCACAUCAAUAAAAGCAAUAACCAACAGCAGUUUAAAUUUUGAACACCCAAUUUUCAAUUCCUCUAUGAGCUCAAAAGCUAUUGCGGAGUGUCUUACUAGCCAGAUUUGUUUUCAACCGUUGUGUUUUUCAAACUCAAGAAGGAAAAAGCACCCCGAAUUUUACGUUAAACUGAAAAGAUUUUAUUUAUGCCCAUUUAAUUUGUUAAUCAAAUCAGUAAGAACAACUGAAAGUUGUUUGAUUAUUAUCAUGGGCAAACGCCAACCUGAGCAAAAGCGUAAUGCAGUUUAGGCACCACUGCACUUUGUUGACUUGCGAGCACUGAAUUGAACAGUUUGACCCCGAUUUUAGCCUGUUCCAGGCGUUCAGAUAGUGGGGAGCGGUGUGAAGAAAAAAGGAGCGCGAAGUCCCCCUCUACUUUUCAUCGCUAUCUUUACUUCGCACCGCUCUCCACUAUCUGAACGCUUGCAGUCCCCCUCCACUUUUCAUCGCUAUCUUUACUUCGCACCGCUCUCCACUAUCUGAACGCUUGCAGUCCCCCUCCACUUUUCAUCGCUAUCUUUACUUCGCACCGCUCUCCACUAUCUGAACGCUUGGAACAGGCUACCCCGAUUUGAAUUUGCCGACCGUUUCGAUACAAGUUUAUUCAGCCGAGUUGUAAAUAGUUUAACGUACUUGGCUUAAAGAAAGACGAAUAUUCACCCCAAUCAAGUUCUCGUUGUUCACGCGCAAGCUGUACUUAUAAAGUGAUCGAAAUUUUUGCGUUAAUUCAGUGCUUGAGGUUGAAUCGAACCGUGCCACAGACAACCCACGCGAACAACUUGGUAAACGCUAAAAGCCAUGCAAGAGAGAAACAUCUGCUCUCGCGGGGUAGUCAUCCUAGGGGAACUUGAGUCUUUUCGAAAUUACAAGGGCUUUAGUAUUAUUUUCCUGAAAAUUUUAGAUGCAAUUUAACGUUUUAAGAAAGUGAGAAUUUUCCUGAUUCCUCUCUGCGUCACAUUUUUGAAUACCAAAAUUUUAAGGUUUCGUUUUUCGGUCUACUUUGUUUUGCGAAACAAAAUGGAGCGAAGCGAAAUGGAACGAAACGAAAUGACGGUGAAAAAUUAAACUUAGGAAAAUCGUAGCGAAUUUAGAAGAUAGGUUUCGAGAAUUGCACAUUCGUUGGGUGCCCCUCUAUUCAGUUGAAAUGCGCUCUCGAAUUCAGUAAUGUUCAUCGACUGUCUAUUAAAUCAGACAGCUAAUAUCUAGCGAAAAAUAAAAAGUCUCACGACCCAAACGAAAUUCACUGGUUUUCGAUGAGAGAGAAGGCCCAGGUAGGAGUACUGUAUUUUACAGAACCGCCGCCGAGCGACCGUGAUAAUUAGGAUUAGUGAAUAAUUAGGAUUAGUGAAUCAAGUUUGGUCAAGAUUCAGGUUAUUUUUCCCAGGAUAAUGACCCUAAAUGGAACCACAAUUCACUCAUUUUCCUAACCCUAAUCACUAAACUUCUGAGUCACUCGGCUUUCGGCGGCCAUUCAACGUUCUGCACAAAUAAAAUGACCAUGCCAGCCUUAAGGGUUCUCACUGCAUGGCGGCACACGACUUUGUCCUUGUUGUGUUAACAAAAGAGAAUUUUAACCAAGUUAAAUGGGAGAAUCUGCAAAAAAUACAGGCAGAAACUUGAAGUGUAAAAGUUUUACUAUCUUCCAAAUGUUUCUACACGAAAAGGAAGUCGCAGCUGCAAAAAUUACACGACUUUAAAGAUAAAAUUGUUUCAAGAUUCACCGGAGCGAAAGGAUAAAAGGUUAGAUAUCGUUUGCUACACGUACCUUAACUCGCACAUAUUUGUGGUAAUCGCUUAUGUUCAAGGCUAAGCUUUCAAUCUUUUCAUUCUAGAAGUAAUUUAUUUCUAUGUUACAACACUUUAUUUGACAAAAUCCACAGAAAACUAGCACAGAAGAAUAGUGCGCCAUGUUCGAUCAUUGUCUCCUCAGUGGUCCGCAUACAACUCAUUUACAUCACUUCGCAGUAUUCGGGAGUUCAAUCAGUGCUUUCGUAUCCGAAGGUAUCGGUUAAACUCCAUCAUGUCUGAAGUAGCACAAGCAAAGUCACCGGCUAAGAAGAAGCCAUCUAAGCCUAAAAAGCCAGCUGAUCAUCCACCAUACAGUGAGAUGAUCAAGGCUGCUAUUGUAGCUCUGAAAGAGCGAGGUGGAUCUUCGCGCCAAGCCAUCGAGAAGUACAUCAAAGCCAACUACAAGGUUGGUGAGGUCGGCCCACACUUGAAGACGGCUCUCAAGAGAGGAGUUGCUGGUGGAAAGUUAGUACACACCAAAGGAGUUGGCGCUUCAGGCUCCUUCAAGGUGCCCAAGGAGGAAAAGAAGGCCCCGAAGAAACCGGCGAAGAAGCCAAAGAAGCCCGCCGCCAAGAAGGUAGCAAAGAAACCAGCGGCUAAAAAGCCAGCGGCGAAGAAACCAGCAGCUAAAAAGAAGCCAGCCAAGAAAACAGCAGUUAAAAAGCCCAGUAAGAAAUCGACACCGAAAAAGACUGCAGCAAAGAAACCAGCCCCCAAGAAAGCUACAGGAAAGAAGACAAAGAAGCCUGCAGCCAAAAAGCCCGCCAAGAAAACUGCUGCCAAAAAACCCGCUAAGAAGUAA